Molecule: messenger RNA, 1197 nt
Organism: Pedinophyceae sp. YPF-701
Lineage: Eukaryota; Viridiplantae; Chlorophyta; Pedinophyceae
Source: the annotation of a GenBank genome assembly
AUGCUGCGGCUGCGCCGCGCGAAGCUGCUGGGCACGGCGCUGGGCCCGUGCAGUGGCCCCGCCACGUGCCACGGAGUCUCGCGGUGGCUCAGCGACAAGACAGGCGGCUCCUUCAACCUCUCGGGCUUCCUGGGGGAUGCGUUGAAAGACAGCGACUCGCUUCUCAAGAGCAAAGUCGACCGAGGAAGCGGCCCCUCCGGCGCGCCGCGGCGGAGAGAUGGCCUCUGGGACGUCGUAGUCGUCGGCGCGGGCCCCGCGGCGUACACCGCAGCUCUGUACAGUGCGCGGAAUGCACGCAGGACGCUCGUGCUGCAGGGCGACGGGCCGGCGGGGCAGCUGAGCACGACGAAGGAGGUGGAGAACUACCCGGGGUUCCCGCAGGGCGUGCUCGGCCCGGAGCUCGUCGAGCGGUGCCACGAACAGGCCAGGGUGUGCGGCGCGGAGUCGGAAAACAGCUGGGUCCGCAAGGUCGAUCUGGCGCCGGACGGCGCCGCGGAGCGGUUCCUGCUCACCGUCGACGCAGUGGGCGGCUCGCAGCAGCUUGCGACGCGGGCGCUGAUCGUUGCCACCGGCGCAGACGCGCGGCGGCUGGGCUGCCCCGGCGAGGACGAGUACUGGACGAAGGGCGUCUCUGCGUGCGCGGUGUGCGACGGCGCGCUCCCCAUGUUCCGCAACAAGACCGUCGUGGUCGUUGGCGGCGGCGACAGCGCCAUGGAGGAGUCUCUCCACCUGACUAAGUACGCCAGUAAAGUGCUGGUCGUGCACCGCCGGGACAAGCUACGCGCGAGCAAGGUCCUCCAGGAGCGCGUGCUGCGGCACCCGAAGGUGGAAGUCGCGUGGAGCAGCCGCGUCAGGAGGAUUGUCGGGAGCGGGGGAGUGGUGGGGGGGGUCGAGCUGGAGGCGACGGCGGAGGGCGGGGCGGAGGGGACGGUCGAGGUGGCCGGCGUGUUCAUGGCGAUCGGACACACGCCGAACACGGGCUUCCUGAAAGAGUCCGGGCCACCGUUCAGCGGCGUCGUGGACGACGCGUCCGGGCUGCUGCGCGUCACUGCGGGCUGCACCGAGACGGGCGUGGCCGGGCUGUUCGCGGCCGGGGACGUGGCGGACGGGAGGUACCGGCAAGCGGUCACGGCGGCGGGCACGGGCUGCAUGGCGGCGCUGGACGCGGACCACUACCUGCAGCAGACGGAUAGCUAG